This is a messenger RNA of Rosa chinensis, 4380 nucleotides long. RefSeq lists its product as uncharacterized. Lineage: Eukaryota; Viridiplantae; Streptophyta; Magnoliopsida; Rosales; Rosaceae. The coding region runs from base 415 to 4125 and encodes 1236 amino acids. The transcript is spliced from 8 exons. The record is from RefSeq and is a predicted model, not a curated record.
UCUAGAGCUAUGAUGUUUGACUCUGUAAACGGUGGUUGCCCAACCAAGAGGCUUCCGCAUUGCUUAAUCAAAAAAAAAAAAAAAAAAGCACAGGGUCAUUCCUAACUUGUUCUUUUUGUUUGCUUUAGAGAGAAAAGACCAUGUUCAAUGUUCAGAUCUAUUGUUAGUUUUGGAAAGUUUAGUUGUUGGGUCAAGUUUGAUUACUGGAAAGCAUUUCAUAUCUCUCCAUGGUUGAGUUUUUCAACUUUGAGAAAUCUCCAGUUGUACGGCGCUUCAAUCGCUGCGUAGGAUUUAAUCGGAAUCUCCAGGGUGUGAAGUUCCGCCGGUGUCUCGGAAGUGCGUCUCAUAUCUAGUGUUCGACUUCUUCUUUUUCCAAGACUGUGCAACCCUCCCAAAAAACUGAUAUCUUCAGAAAUGGAAAGUCCGCCUGAGGUUGCCGCAGAUUCUUUCUCUGCUGGCAUCAGAGAGGGAGUAAAGGAUCCAAGUUUGGAGCAAAAGCUUAGGCAGGUUACAGAUGAGCAUGGGAUUUUGCCUCACCAUUUGAAAAGGUUAUUUCUGUAUUGUUCACUCUUUCCUUUUGGUUAUGAAUUUAGAAAAGAUGAGUUGGUUCAGUUAUGGAUAGCUGAAGGCUUUAUUAGAGAGAGGCAUGGGGAGAGAAUGGAAGAUAUUGCUGGCGAGCAUUUUAAUUCCUUGGAGAAGGAAGUCUUCUUUGUGUUUUCAAGAUGUGAUUUCACUAUGGAUUUUGAUUCGGUGCUCUCGGAUCCGGCGGAUAAUCCCAGCAACUUCUUGUACAAAGUAAAUCCUAGCAAGCAUUCAUUAUUGGAAGACACCAUUUCUUCAGGUAAUUAUUUCAAAGCAGUGGAUGGUAAGGUAGAUGGAGCCUCUGAAAUGACGAGACAUUUGUCUUUGAUUGGUGAGGAUAUUGAUGGGAUGGCUUUUGGGAUCCUUCAAAACUUUAAGCAUUUGCGCACACUGCAUAUGCUCUCUUGUCGUGGAUCUUCUAUGAAACACGUCCCUCGUGAUUUGUGUUUCACCUUAACGUUCUUGAAAACCUUAAAUUUGAGUGGGACAUUGAUUUCUGAGCUGCCGAGUUCCAUUGGAAAUGUAAAAUCAUUACGUUAUGUGGAUGCCUCACAUACACCUAUUUCACGGUUACCCGAAUCAAUAGAUUCUCUUUACAAUUUACAAACCAUUAAGCUCAGAGGCUGCUUUCACUUUGUUCAGUUGCCAAAAGGAAUGAAGAAGCUAAAAAAGCUCCGGCAUAUUGAUCUUGACAUCAUUCGGCAAUUGGAUUCCAUGCCUGCACACCUGGGGAGCUUGAGUAAUCUUCAAACUUUGCCAGCAUUUCUUGUUGGUAGAGAUGAUGGGUGCCGUGUUGGUGAAUUGAAAAAUUUGAAUGAUCUUAAAGGGUCAUUUAACAUUUCAAGGCUUGAAAACGUGUUGAGUGAAGAAGAAGCUGAGGAAGCUGCCUUGAUUGAAAAGAAAUGUAUCCACAGGUUGGAGCUUCGAUGGAGUGAUAUGUUUGUCGAGUAUUCUCAGCAAGAGAAAAUACUAGAAUGUCUUCAACCCCAUUCUGGCCUUAAAGAGUUACAAAUACAGCAGUACAGCGGGUCCAUACUUCCAACUUGGAUUGGCAAUCCCUUUUUCACUGACCUUGUUGUCAUUACCCUCUACAGAUGCAGAAAUUGUAAACUUCUGCCAUGUAUGGGACAAUUACCAGCACUGAAGUCUCUUUCUAUUAUAGAGGUGAAUGAGGUGAAAGAAAUUAAUCAUCAAUUCUUCAGAAAAGGCCUAGCUGAUGAUCAUGCAUUUCCAAAACUUGAGAGACUAGAAGUUGACAUCAUGCUCAGUUUGAAACAGUGGAAGGAUGUACAAGUAGGUGACUUACCUUCCCUAGUGAAACUCACUCUGGACUCUUGCCCAGAACUUGUCACACUUCCUGCACUUUUGUGCCUCAAAUCCCUCAAGCACUUGGAGCUCAGGUGCUGCCCAAAGCUUAUGGCCUUGGCCACUGAUGGACUACCAACUUCACUUGAGUUUUUCUUGCUAUUGGAUUGCCUUGAACUGAAAAUGUGGUGCUUGAAGACUGAACAUUGGAGCAUGUUAUGUCAUGUGCCCAGCAUAUGGUUUGAUCAUGAAGAGAUAAAGGGACGCUGUGGAAUGACAGACCAGUUGGCCUUAGCACGGGUCGGAGCUGUGGCUGCAGAAGCCCGAACCUAUACUCGGAUCUCAACUGAAUAUUCAUCCUCUUUGUUAGCAGCACCUGCCCCAUCUCUGCCACAGCUUCCAGCCUUUAAUUCUAGGACAAUGGAACCCCAGGAUAUGCCAUCAAAAGUGCUCCACAGUGUGCUGCUUUACGGGUCAAAACCCCUUAAUAGCGCACUUCCUGCAAAUGAAAUUCCAGAGUGGUUCAGCACUAAAUCUACCAGCACUCCCAUAUCAAUCCCAACAGGGGAUAACAAGUGGAAGGGAGUUGCCGCAUGUGCUGUUUUCUCAGUCCAGGGACAUUCGCCUGCAGAUCUUGACUUUUCUAAUUACUCGUAUCUAAUCAUACUGGAAACCGAUGUUGCGAGACUGGAACCAUAUGUGAUUAACUGGGAAGAACAACUCCGCCCCCUUGGAUCAAGUUCUGAUCUUCUUUUAAUUUCCUACGAGCCUAGAUUGAAGUUUCCAAAGCGGGCGUUAAAUCAAUCAACUGUGGUGAGGGCUAUAUUUGAAACCAACAACCCAUACAUGGUGGUCCGGAAAUGUGGGAUUCGUCUAGUCUAUGAGCAAGAUGCUGGAUGGUUUAGUAUCAACAUAUGCCCUGGGGUGGAGUCGAUCUAUCUGAAUAAAGAUGAUGACGACGCUGUACUGGAGUCUGGCUGGCUUAGUCAAGUGGAUAAAUGUCUCAAAUGGGAGAAAUUCAUUCCACCCUUGGAAGAAGACUCCACAUUUGGGAUGAGAAUGAACAUUCAGUCUGUUCUGCCAAGAUACCUUGAGGCAUUAAACCAUUGUUCCACAGUGUAUAAAUUUAACAUCACUGGAAGCCCAGCGUGGUUUAAGCACUUAUUUCGCUUUAUCGAUAAAUUGCCAGCUAUAUGCUGGGCUUCUUGGCCAAUCAACAUACCUCAGAAUCUAAACAAGAGUAAGAAGUGGAUGGGAUUUGCAAUAUACGCAUCGAUUGCAGAGGAACUGGGGCAUAUAAUAGAAGACAAAGAUGGCAAAUAUCGUGUUUAUUUUAGAUUCGAUAUGGGGUGUAAAUGUCAUACGACUGUGUCCCAAGAACUUCAGCAAGUCAAGUCGUCAGAAAAACAUGAUCAACUUUUGGUUGUUUACAUACCACGGGCACAAAUUGCCGAUGUGUUGCUCACACAGACAUCAACAAAUGCAAUGCACAUUUCCUUCAGGAUCGAUAGCCCUUGUGUAAAGUUUCAAAGUUGUGGGUUUCGUAUUGUGUACCAGGAAGAUAUACAAGGGUUUGCUGAGACAAUUAUCCGGUGCAUGCAGAGGGAAGAUGCUCUAGAGUUUCACGAUAAAUUGGUGGUAGAAAAUUGGAUAGAGUUGAUAAGGUGUAAUCCAAAAGAACGGGAUUCCAGAACCCGACGGCAAAAAGAGUUUGAAUGGCUCUCUCAAAAACAUAGAAGUUUAGCAGAUCUUUCAAAUCCAGGAAUAAUGAAGAAAAUUGUGUUGAAGUUGGACUUGUACGACGAGAAGUCCAAGAAGAAAGCCAUGAGGGCAGUCUCAGGGCUCGAAGUUGCAAUGGAGGUCAAUGGGAAAUCUGUGGUAGCAGCACCUGCUAAUGUUAUUUUUCUGUCGACAAUUUUGGGACGGGAUGGGUCAAUGUCUGUUCAUAAGUGUGACUGGAAGUGUCAGAAUGAGCAUGUCUGUGGGAAUAUGUAUCACUGUAAGCUGACUGGACUCACUCACAUCUGUGACAAGAAUUGCAACCAGAGGAUUCUGUAUGAUAACCAUAGCUCUCUUUGCCGGGCAAGCGGGAAGGUUUUCCCCCUUACACCAGUAGAGGAACAGGCAGUGAGAGGGGUCCGGAGGAAGCUUGAGUCAGAGGCCCCUGCUGCUGCAGACAAUUGUUCCUUUAAAGGCAGACAGGAUGCACAGCUCCAUCCUUCACUACUGCCAGUCUGAUCUGCAGCAAAGUUGGAGAUGACAUGGACUUGAGCUAGAGAAAUAUAAGAUAAACAAAUGACUCUUAUGCUUACCUUAAUCUUGUUCCUUUGAAAUCUUUUCUUAUUUUCUUAUUAAUUAUGGAACAAAUAUUGAUGAUGAACUUGAAUACUUGAUGAGUACUUAAGUAGUGGACCUAAUGUGUCCUACCCGUCUGUAGGAACUAUCUAUAUUUGUAGUCCUGUUUACUGCAAUUUAACUCUUCCAUUAGCUUGA